AUGUUCACCCUCCUCCGUCGAACUUCCUGUCUCAAUGCUCGUUACAGCAGACAAGGGCUGGUAAGGUCCUUUCCCCAUGGGAGCUCCACGCGCACUUUCUACAACCAGAGCGUGCCCCACAGCCAAGUCCCUUUUUACAACCGACAAGAAACAGAAAGUUUAACUCGCCUAUUGAAGGGACACCCCGCUCUCACUCUCAUGCUGGGACCGCCUAACUGCGGGAAAACCGCACUGACCCGACAUGUGACAUCCCAACUCCGAGCUGAUGGAAGCCGGGAGUUCCAGCCUUUGACUGUAGAUCUCCGUUCAGUGGAUACUACUGAAACAGGUAGCUUUCUGGAGGCUUUUCUGCGGGCUGGCACUCAAAAGGCGAUGUACGAGGUCGACAGCAUGUACCCUUGCGCAAAAGCUGCUGCACAAGUUUUCGCCCAACUUGGGAACGGCCUCAAGGAAGUUAAGGAAGUUUACCCCAGCGAAAGACCCGUAAUAGUAAUUGACGAAGCACAUUAUUUCAAACGGAUGAACGACAAGGCAAUAGAUGCGUUCCUCGACUUUGCCGUUCGACACACGGUACAGGAAGCGCAGAUGCAUGUCAUAUUGACCUCCUCCGACCCGUUGUUCCAGGACUGGCUUGCGCGACGUAUCAAUCAUAUCAACUUUUCGACGCUCGUUCUUGGCGACCUGUCCCGCCAGGAGGCACACGAUUAUUUCCUGCAGGUGGUCAAAGCCCACCCACAGCUUUCAGAAGAAAAAAAAAAUCUCCUAUCAUCGUUGGAUUUUGAUAUUCCGUUCAAGAUGACGGGGGGGCGCAUGUUCUUUAUCCGGAAAUAUGUUGAUCAAGUACAUGUAUUCGGUUAUUUCGAUGAUCCUAUGGACUUCGAGCCCGUCAGUAAUGCGUACAACGCCAUGUUAGGCAGCUCAGAAACAGCUGCUACUACCUUUAAAAUUCUCAUCAAUUCACCUGGGUAUAUAUCUCAUUGUGAACUUGUGAAGAAAAUUGGCAGCAGCGUGGUCAAAGAAAUGAUUGAAAGGAACCUCAUCCAUCACCGCCCAAAGUCCAACUUCUCCCGGGAUUUAAUACCUUCUCCAACGGAACCAGUCGUAACAGCUCAAAGCCAACCCGCCCUACGAGCAAUGGAAGCCUUGCUGAUCUCAAAGUUUGGGUACAUAGACUGA
Messenger RNA from Puccinia triticina, 1176 nucleotides. RefSeq lists its product as uncharacterized. Bases 1 to 1176 code for a protein of 391 amino acids. Gene Ontology annotation, molecular function: ATP hydrolysis activity; ATP binding. NCBI's taxonomy places the organism in Eukaryota, Fungi, Basidiomycota, Pucciniomycetes, Pucciniales, Pucciniaceae. The record is from RefSeq and is a predicted model, not a curated record. The transcript is spliced from 5 exons.